GCGUCGUCACUGUAGAAACAUCAAGUGGUAUAGGUACACACGUUGCAUAAUCUGUAAGAUAUUUUUAGGAAUUUUUAGGAAAACGAAUUCACAAUGGUGGAAGCUGCAGGCAAGCGAUCGUCAAUGACUUUGAGCAGGGUGCAUAAUGAUGAGAUAUGGAAAAUUCACGUACGGCAUGAGAAUGUUUCGGCAAGACACAGGUGGCCAGAGACGUGGGGAUAUCUUAUCUAUGAAUAUAAAAAGUUGAACUGUAUGCUCGCGGGUGCACCGGUUUCUCCACGUCCUCGGUCAAGCAAGAUGGCUGCCCCUGAAUGUCUAAAGUUGCCCACUAUUCCGCAGAAAAAGGUUGGAUUUCCAACGACAACGAGUCAAGAAAUAGGCUGGAAAUCAUCGAAGAAUGGACACAAUGCUCAGAUGGUUACCAAUUUUGGAGAACAAAGGCGUGGCAAAUGUACCAUUCAGCGUCGACUCAAAUGGCCUAAAAUGAUGUUUUAAUUUUUUUUAAAAAUUUACCUUUAACUAUUUUCCCAAAGUUUCAAAAAUUUGCUUUUAAAUAAUUUUUUUAACAAAAUCAGAUCAGAAUUCUUUAUGGAAAUGAGACUGGAAUAAUAAAUAUAAACAUUU
This is a messenger RNA of Mercenaria mercenaria, 624 nucleotides long. RefSeq lists its product as uncharacterized. Lineage: Eukaryota; Metazoa; Mollusca; Bivalvia; Venerida; Veneridae. The record is from RefSeq and is a predicted model, not a curated record. Bases 94 to 495 code for a protein of 133 amino acids. The transcript is spliced from 4 exons.